AUGUCUUCACACUUAUUAAACGGCCAAACGGCAGGUGCUGUUAAUUUUGUGCCACAAGCGAACGGCGUUAACCCUGCGCAUACAGACGUAAAUGGAGUUUUGCAACCAAUGGUUCCCGGAGAUCCCAAUUUGGUUCCAAUGGCACCCCUUGUCGCUCCUGGCGGUGGAUUGCCAGCACCGAAUAACGCGAUCGGCAACCCCAAUCCCGCCAUGAACUUAAACCAGAUGCCCGCACUUUCCCUAUCAACCCUAAACAGCAUUCCCGUGAACUGGCUGCCCAAAAAUCCAAUAUACACGCAAAAGGCGGAGUCGGACCCCUCGAUUGAGCCCAACCAGACUCUGUACAUUAGGAACCUGAACGAUCGCGUAAACACGAAGGUUAUGGAAAACGCACUGAGGGAGCUUUUCAGCGCGUACCCGCUCCUUGACGUUAUUUUGAUGAAGUCGUUCUGGAGGCGCGGACAGGCCUGGGUUAUCUUCUCUACCAUUGAGAACGCAGCCAAGGCGAUGUUUGAGUUCAACGGCUUUCUGCUUUACGGCCACGCAAUGCACAUAAAUUACGCCUUGGAGAAGAGUUACCUGGUAUCUAAGAUGAACGGCACCUACGUUCCCAGUGACCGCAAGGGUGUUAAGAUGAAGCCGAGGCGGAUCAGGCAGAGGGAGUUGCUUUACUACCAGUCGAACCCCGCCAUGGCUCCUCCAAGCGUUAACCCAAUGGGAAUGAUGCCAGGAGUGGGCCUAGACCAUUCUAUGGGCGGCGUCCCCGGAUUCCCGCCGGGAAACAUGGUUCCUGAAAUGCCUGGCUUCGACGGCGCCGGCAUGGCCGGGUACGGGGCCCCUGAUCUCAUGGGCGGCUUCCCUCCUUUCAACGCAGGCAUGCCAAAUAAUAUGGGCCCCGGCUUUCCCGCCGGUGGAAUGCCGCCCACAUUCCCUGCCCCCAAUAUGAACUCUGGAGUUCCCCCUGGUGGCCCUGAUUUGGAACGCGCCGUUAUGUUGGCGCACAAGAAGGCAAACGAACUCAGUUAUAGGACCCAAAACGUCGUUAACAAAACACUUUUUGUUGAAAAUUUGCCAGAAAACGUAACUAACUUGGACGUUGUUAACGUUUUUAACAAAAUGCCCGGCUUCGUGGAGGCAAGAGUUAUCAUUCCCAGGAGAGUGGCGUUCAUAGAUUUCGACUCAGAUAAUAGCUCGAGUUACGCAUUGCAAGGUUGUACAUCUCCUUCAAGGCCAUUUGAUAAACGGCCAAUCAAUUAA
Molecule: messenger RNA, 1257 nt
Organism: Theileria orientalis strain Shintoku
Lineage: Eukaryota; Apicomplexa; Aconoidasida; Piroplasmida; Theileriidae
Product: U1 snRNP protein
Exons: 3
Coding region: 1-1257 (418 amino acids)
Biological process (GO): mRNA splicing, via spliceosome
Cellular component (GO): U1 snRNP
Molecular function (GO): U1 snRNA binding
Source: RefSeq, a predicted model, not a curated record